Serendipita indica DSM 11827 is the source of this 1452-nucleotide messenger RNA. The record is from the annotation of a GenBank genome assembly. NCBI's taxonomy places the organism in Eukaryota, Fungi, Basidiomycota, Agaricomycetes, Sebacinales, Serendipitaceae.
AUGACCAACCCCCUCUCAGAUGAAGAGGCCCGAAUGGCCUACUUUGAGAAAGACGAGAACUUCAGAUGGAUCGCCAACAUGUUCGCGCCAGUAUGUCCAACGCGACUCAGCAAGCCUGUAGAGGAACACGUCCAACGAGCAGUCUACGCCUUUGCAGAGUUUGCAGAGAUCGCACACGGCUCGAUAGAUCCUGAAUGGAUCCUAGAUAAGGAGAACAGGUUGCUCCUUGGUCAAAGUGGAUUUCCUCUGGAAAAGUAUCCAACACUUGCAGGACAAGCAAAGGAUGAACGAGAGCACACUGGAAAACUACUCGAAGAUAUUAGGCUUGUAUCAGUGUUCCAUGGGGAGAAAGGCCCGCUACAGGGCUAUUGCGCCCUCCGAAUGACGCCUAAGACGCCCGCCUAUGAUGCCGGUGCAAACCCAGUCAAAAUACGACCUCAAUUGAUCCUUGCCUUCUCGGGGACAUCCAACCUGCGACUGGCAAUGUACGACAUGCAAACCUCACGCACGGCGUAUCGGACUGAAUUCGAGCCUCGAGAUCGAGAAUGGCUUGUCCAUACUGGGUUUCAAACAGUCUAUCAAGGAAUCCGGAGAGAGGCAUUCUGGGCAGUGAACCAGGCUCUUGACGUCCUCAAGCAAGAUAACAUCACGGCGUUUGACGUCGUGAUCACUGCACACUCUCUGGGAACGGCUGUUAGUUAUUUGACGCUUCUCGACAUUCUACGUGCGGAUCCAUACAAACAUCCCUCGGUGCCAAAGAUUCCGGACUCGUCGAACAUCACCAUGGCCCUGUUCGGGGCUCCAAGAGUCGGAAACAAGCCAUUUGUGGAAUACUUCAGGAAACUGGUGGAGGCAAGAAGAGUUCGCACUGGCCGAAAAGAGGCGGUCACCGAGUGGUCCGUAAUCGGCCAUUUGGAUGGUGUCCCGGCGCUACCUCCUACAUACUUUGGCGAGUUCACUCGCUUCGUCGUGGAUUAUCCAAAGGAAAAGGUGAAAUAUCUGCGAGGUGGUCACAACUAUUAUGGUGGGCGCGACAUGGAGCGACUACAAAGGAGGAUCAAAGCGAUACGACUAGACUUAUUACCCAAAGAGCAACGCAGCACAAUCAUCUACCGUAAUAUGUCUAGGAAGCGAACUGCUACAACGUCGGACCUCACACAUCCAACACAAUCGAUGCACUCUAGCCCCUCGAGAGGUUGGUCUGUACCCACGAGCCUACGCAGCGCUCAAAACCAGUCAUACGCUCCCUUUUUCAACACGAAUAUCUCAGAGGAACCAGAACCCAUGACGCCAGUGGAAACCAUGCGUUCUGCAUCAUCGCCGCAUGCGGAACUCCCAGAAUGGGCACGACGAUAUCUUGAGCGAGAGGAAGCCGAAGAGACUACAUGGAAGAAGAAGUUGGCUGAAGAGAAGAAGGGCCCAGUCAAGGGACUCUGGUCGCGAUUCUUUUAA